AUGGCGGCGUGCGAGGCGCUGAUGGGCGAUUUACGCGCGCGCGGCGGCGGCGGCGACGAGGACGACGGCGAGACGGUGGACGACGGCGACGGGGCGGACGUCCGAGCGUACGCGCUGCGACGACUGACGCGAGGAUUGUCGAGCGGACGCGCGGGGGCGCGUCGGGGGUUCGCGCUGGCGCUGAGUGAACUCGCGAGCGAGGAGACGCGCGGGACGACGCCGGCGGCGGCGCUGCGGGCGAUGGACGAGAACGAACCGGCGAUCACGAAGUCGACCAAGGGGGAUGAGGUGCGGGAUAUUUUAUUGGGACGGUUGUUUGGAGCGGUGGCGAUCGCGAUGGCGCUGGGAGAGCGGAAGGAUCUGGAACGGGAGGAGCGCGCGCGGGUCGGCGCGGAGAUCGCGCGGCGCGCGCGCGCGUUGGCGAAGGAAAAGGUGUAUCUCGCCGAGCCGGCCGCGUUGUGCGUGCUCGAGCUGAAGAAGUCGAUCGGAGACGAUUUGUUCGUCGCGGUGGCGAAAGAGGCGAGCGAGGAUCUCUCUGAAUGGUUGAACGGCGACGGCGCCGAGUCGCUGUGGCUCGCGUGCGAGCUUCACGACGUGCUUCCGGCGAAGAUGCGCGAGAACGUCGCGUGGUUCCCUGGGUCGAAAUCCAAGGGUAAGUUGAACUGGAGCGAUGUGUGCACGCGCGCGCACUUGGGGAAGAUUUCGAACGCGCUCUUGGAGGCGGCGCACGCGCACCCGCGGAUGCACGAAGCGUGGUCGAUGAUGCUUCGAGAAGCUCCAGCCGCGGGAGGCACCGUGGCGCUCUGGGAAGUGGUGUGCGAGGAGGGUUUAUUCGCCACCGGUUCUCACCAGCGUCGAUUUCUCGGAUUCCGAGUUUUCGAUGCUCUCUUGGCCUCGGCGACGGCGCAAGAAAUCCCAGCUCUCUUCUCCACCAACUUCAUCAAGUGCUUGCUCAACAACCUCAACGCACCGGAUAACUAUCUCCACGAGUGCGCAAUUGACUGCUUGGCACGGAUCGUUACGUACGCUUCGGACAAAAAUAACGCCUCAGACAAGAAGAUUGCCGUCAUUGCGGCGCUUCAGCGCGAAGGUCCGACGAGGUUCGAUCGUGUGACAAAGACAAACGCCGUUCAAGAGUUAGUGAAUAGUCUGGAUAACAAAGAUGCGGUGCACUACUUGGAGAGUAUGUAUGCGAUCGUCACAACGGCACCGGAGCAGGACCCCGACGUCGUUGGAACGGAGGAGGAGCUCGCGAGCGCAUUGGCCAGCGGAACUGGUCAAAAGCGCCGACUGUGGGCUCUCGAGCAGAUGACGGGUCUCAUCCCGAUGCUUCCGAACGACAAGGUUCUCGAGCUCAUGCAGUUCAUGCUUUUUCAUGCAUAUUACAAGACGUCCGACAAGACGAAGAAGGGCAAGUCGAGCGUUCCCAAGAUGAUCCUUGAGUCGCCGUUGGAAGAGCCCGUCGGUUCGGUUCGAGUCGCGUGCGCGACGCGCUUCCUCGCGAUGAUAAAUGCGAACAUUCGCGCGCAACGCGCGGCGACGAACAAAGACGCAGACACCACGGGUGAUACUAUCGAUUUGUUGAGCAGUGCAACAUCCUUCUGUCGUUCGUUGGAGACCGAACAGCGCGUCGUUAUGUGCGACGCCAUCCCGAAAGAUUGCAUGGAAGUGCGAAACGAGCUCUUCAAGGCGCUCGAUCUGUGCGAAGAGAGCGACGACGAACUCGCGAAAAAGGUUAUGCCGCUCAUUUGCGUGUUGUCCGUGCUUCAAGUCAGUGAUUGGCGUGAGUUCACGCCGGCAAUGCAAGACCUCCCACGUUGCGUCACUGAGCUCGUCAGUCCGAAGAAGAAGUCCAAGUCGAAGAAGAAAGACGAGGAAGAGCCAGAGGCGAUCGAUGUUUUGACGGAUAUUCUUCUUAGCCUGCUCGCGCAGCCCAGCGCCUUGCUGCGCGACGUCGUCGAGCACACUUUCAAAGCUAUUUCUGGGAAAGUCUCUAAAGCUGGUGUUGAGGACAUGCUGCGAAUCAUCGCCGGUCCUGAAGCUGGUGAAGGCGACGAAGAAGGCGGCGAUGAAGACGAUGAAGAUGAGGUGCUCAUUGAAGGCGACGAUAGCGACGACGAUGACGACGACGACGACGACGACGACGACGAAGAUAUCGAUGAAGAUGACGACGAAGACGAAGACAGCGAGGAGGAUUACGGCGAAGCGAACGAGGCGGAAAUCGCUGCGAUGCGUGCGGCGGCGAGCAAAAUCGUCGGCACCACCGAUGUCGACUCCGACGAUUCUGACUCUGAAUCUGAAGGCAUGGACGACGCCGCCAUGUUCCGUAUCGACAAACUCCUCGCCGAGGCUUUCAAGAGUCGCCAACAGGAUUUGAUGCGCAAAAAGAAUCUGAAGCGCGCGACACGUGACUUCAAGUUCCGCGUCAUCUCUCUUUUCGAGAUUUACGCGAAAACUCAACCAGGGAGUGCGUACUUGCCAUCCGCGAUUGUCACGCUCUUGGAUGCUAUGCGUGAAUCCUUGGGUAAGCAAGACCCGCAGAGCACUCAACUCGCCGAACGCAUCUCUUCACUCAUCGUGAAGCACAUCUCACACGCCCGAGACCUUCCAGAAGGUGACGACGAAGACGUCGCGGCUGCGGCUAUUGAGUCCAAGCUCAAGUCCGUCAUCGUCUCCGCAAAUCGAGGCGCCACCGACGCGCAGGUGUUCAACAAGGCAAGCGGCGCCGCGGCUUCAUAUUUGUUACGAGUCCUCGAAGCCGUCUCUCAACGCGAGAAAGGCGGCAAGGCUCCGGAGCCAGGGCACGAAGUUGCGAGUGAUCACGCGAUAGAAUGCUAUCGCGACGCUUUGAAGAUGUUCAAGUCGAAGAAGAGUAGGCUGAAGACGGGUUUCUUCUCUCAAACGUUCACCAGGCAUCCGGCUCUGGCGGCUGCUUUGCUUCCGGAGCUGUUUGGUCUUGCCGCGCUUGACGCGGACAAACCGAGCGCACGUGGGGAGUUCUUGCGACUCGAAGCGCUGAAGUUGAUAAAUCCCGUGAUUCAGUCAGGGAAGAAACGAUACCCCGGGCUCGCGAAAAUGGUUGCCAAAUCGAUGAAGAUGAUUUCGACGUCCCUCGCCAGUGCCAUCGGCGCGACGUACAAGAACAAGAAUACGCGCGCGGAUGCGUGCCAGCAGAUCGUCAUUUGUAUCGAAUCGAUCGACCGCUUACUUGGAGACGCAUCGAUCACGUCGGUCAUCAACGUCGAUGGCAUCGUCGCCGCCGUGGCGGAACAGAUGGCGCACCCGCCGGCGAUGCCGCAAAAAGCGCAAAAAGCAUUUGCGCGACUCUGCGCGCUCCUCAGUUGCAGUGUUCCCGACGUCGAAAUGCGAGAAACCGCUGAUGUCGAAGAUGCAAGUGCGUCCGAGGACGAGGCACCGCCAAAGAAGGAAAAGAAGUCGAAGAAACGCGCCUCGACGGAUGAUGGUGACGAAAAGUCGUCGAAAUCCAAAAAGAAGAAGCGCUCCGAAAUGAAGUAG
Molecule: messenger RNA, 3516 nt
Organism: Ostreococcus tauri
Lineage: Eukaryota; Viridiplantae; Chlorophyta; Mamiellophyceae; Mamiellales; Bathycoccaceae
Product: Armadillo-type fold
Exons: 1
Coding region: 1-3516 (1171 amino acids)
Biological process (GO): regulation of DNA-templated transcription
Cellular component (GO): nucleolus
Molecular function (GO): transcription factor binding; DNA binding
Source: RefSeq, a predicted model, not a curated record